Volvox carteri f. nagariensis is the source of this 1449-nucleotide messenger RNA. RefSeq lists its product as uncharacterized. The coding region runs from base 1 to 1449 and encodes 482 amino acids. Lineage: Eukaryota; Viridiplantae; Chlorophyta; Chlorophyceae; Chlamydomonadales; Volvocaceae. The transcript is spliced from 5 exons. Gene Ontology annotation, molecular function: hydrolase activity, hydrolyzing O-glycosyl compounds. The record is from RefSeq and is a predicted model, not a curated record.
AUGCACAGGCCACUCCACAAUUGUUGCUUUGCGGCGACCUACCUGGCAGCCCUGAUCCUAACCCUUUUCACUGCCAAUGCCCCUCGAACUGUUGCGUUCUCUUUCGGCGGUGCAAACAGUUACUACCUCUACACCUUCCGCACCGCUGACCAGAUUCAAGUACUGGACGCAAUGCAGGCCGCAGGCUUUCGCACGCUGCGCAUUUCUAUUGCUGCGCAGGGUGAAAAUCAGACGGGCUCCAAUAACUACGGUGUCCCGGAUGUCGAGCACCCCGUCGGCAUGUACGAUGACAGAAUCCUCACCAUGAUCGAUGACCUGAUAACACGCGCCUUCCAGCGGGGCAUCAAGCUCAUCAUCACGCUGCAUGACCGCUACAGCCUCGGCUGCUGGGGAAACAACGCUUACGUAGACAAGUACAACAUUCCAACCACGAACGCUUGCGGCUACGGUGGCGUUGAGGACAAUGACCUAAACGCCUUUUACAACAACGCCAAUGCUGCCGCCGACAUGGACCGCCGCUUCACGCACAUCAUCUCACAUCGCCACCCCGGCUUCAGCAACCGCCCCUGGAGCGCCAUCCCUGAGGCCAUCCUCGGCUUCGACAUCCAGAACGAGGGACAGGCCCACCAGCGAAAUGGUAACAUCCCCAACCCCAAUUGGAUCUGUGAGCGUGCCAAGAAACUCAAACCGCAGCUGUCGUCGGGGAUGCUGGUGCUGACUGGCGCUGGUGCCGACGUGUGGGACUCGGUACUGUCGCAGCACUUCGCAUGCUCGUCCAUCGACGUGGUAUGUGUGCACAGCUACAUGGCCGACGACUGGAGCAGCAAGCUGCCGCCCGUUAUCCAGGCCGCCAAGCAGGACGGCAAGCGCAUUAUCGUGGAAGGAUUCGGUGCCACAGGUUGGGGCAGUAAGGCGGCGGGCCUACAGAAGCAGAUCGACGUGUUCCAGAACUUAGGUGUCCCAUGGAUGGUGUGGCAGGUUGUUAAGCCCAACAACUACGAUAAUUACGAGGUCUUCACGGACGAUACUGACUCCUGGAGCGUGCUCAGCAGUGCUGCCCGCGCAGCGCCAGGUCUUGGGGGCGCAUUUGUAUGGCCAGAGUUCACCGGAGGCUCCACCAAGCAUCCCCCGCCACCCAAGGCCGCGGGUAAGCGCCCACCGCCACCCAAGGUCGCCAGUAAGCGCCCACCGCCACCCAAGGUCACGAGUAAGCCCCCACCGCCAACUAACAAUAAAUGCGCCAAGUGCAAUAUCCCGCUGUGCCGGGGCGGUUGCAAAUGUGACAACAACUGUGAUUGCCGGCCCGGGCUCGGUGGUGCAACUUGCGACAAAUGUAACCUGCCCCAGGACCAGGGUGGCUGCGUUGUAGUAUUGCCCUUGGGCAUUCGGCUCGUAUGGGUAGUUUUACAGCUGAACCUGGGCAUUUCCGCCAAGCAGGGCUCGUUCUAA